AUGUCGGACGCGGGCGGCGGAGGUCCCGGCGGGGGCGGCGAGGAGGGCGGCCUGGAGGUGCCGGGCUCGGCGGUGCAGAAUGUGGCCGAUGUCUCGGUGCUGCAGAAGCACCUGCGCAAGCUGGUGCCGCUGCUGCUGGAGGACGGCGGGGAGGUCCCGGCCGCGCUCGAGGCGGCGCUGGAGGAGAAGGGCGCCCUGGAGCAGAUGCGCAAGUUCCUCUCCGACCCGCAGGUGCACACGGUGCUGGUGGAGCGCUCCACGCUCAAGGAAGAUGUGGGUGAUGAAGGAGAAGAGGAAAGAGAAUUCAUAUCCUAUAGCAUUAAUACUGACAUUUGUUAUGGGCUGAAGUCAAACAGUUUGGCAUUCAUUAAGCGUACACCAGUGAUCGAUGCUGACAAACCAGUGUCCUCCCAACUGAGAGUGCUUACUCUUAGUGAAGAUUCUCCUUAUGAAACAUUGCAUUCUUUCAUUAGCAAUGCUGUUGCUCCGUUUUUUAAGUCCUAUAUCAGAGAGUCUGGCAAAGCAGACAGGGAUGGUGAUAAAAUGGCUCCAUCAGUUGAGAAAAAAAUUGCAGAACUUGAAAUGGGACUGCUGCACUUGCAGCAGAAUAUUGCAAUUCCAGAGAUCACACCUAUUGGACAAGCCAUUCAUCGUUUACUCUUGAUCCAGGCAUUCCGUCCAGACCGUCUGCUGGCCAUGGCACAUGCCUUUGUUUCAGCAAACCUUGGCGAAUCUUUUAUGUCUAUUAUGGAGCAGCCAUUAGAUCUGACACACAUUGUAAAUACUGAGGUGAAACCUAAUACUCCUGUACUGAUGUGUUCUGUACCUGGCUAUGAUGCCAGUGGCCAUGUUGAAGAUCUUGCAGCUGAACAAAACACACAGAUUACCUCUAUUGCUAUAGGCUCUGCUGAAGGAUUUAAUCAAGCAGAUAAGGCAAUAAACACAGCAGUGAAAUCUGGCAGGUGGGUGAUGCUAAAGAAUGUCCAUCUGGCUCCUGGUUGGUUGAUGCAGCUAGACAAGAAGCUGCAUUCUUUACAACCUCAUGCUUGCUUCAGCUUCCUUACAAUGGAGAUAAAUCCCAAGGUGCCGGUGAAUUUGCUACGUGCUGGUCGGAUCUUUGUGUUUGAACCUCCUCCUGGUGUAAAGGCAAACAUGCUGAGGACAUUCAGUAGUAUUCCUGUGUCUAGAAUAUGCAAGUCUCCAAACGAACGUGCUCGUUUAUAUUUCCUCCUUGCCUGGUUCCAUGCCAUCAUUCAAGAAUGUUUGCGAUAUGCUCCCCUGGGCUGGUCCAAGAAAUAUGAAUUUGGUGAAUCUGAUCUGAGAUCUGCCUGCGACACAAUAGAUACAUGGCUGGAUGAUACAGCAAAAGGCCGCCAGAAUAUUUCACCAGAUAAGAUCCCCUGGUCUGCUCUGAAGACAUUGAUGGCACAGUCCAUUUAUGGAGGUCGCAUUGAUAAUGCAUUUGAUCAGCGUCUGCUAAACACUUUCCUGGAGCGUUUGUUUACCACUUUGAGCUUUGAUAGUGAAUUCAAACUGGCUUGCAAGGUUGAUGGACAUAAAGAUAUUCAAAUGCCAGAUGGAAUCAGACAUGAAGAAUUUGUCCAAUGGGUUGAGUUGCUGCCAGAUACACAAACCCCAUCCUGGCUUGGUUUACCAAACAAUGCAGAAAAAGUUCUUCUCACCACAAAGGGUAUUGACAUGAUAAGUAAAAUGCUGAAAAUGCAGAUGCUAGAGGAUGAGGAUGAUCUAGCUUAUGCAGAAACUGAGAAGGCAAGAACAGAUUCAACUUCAGAUGGGUGACCGUCCUGGAUGAGAACACUGCACACCACAGCCUCCAAUUGGUUCCAUCUUAUUCCACAAACUCUAAAACAUCUUACACGAACAGUGGAAAAUAUUAAGGAUCCGUUGUUCCGAUUCUUUGAGAGAGAGGUGAAAAUGGGGGCCAAAUUACUUCAGGAUGUCCGUCAGGAUCUUGCAGAUGUGGUUCAGGUUUGUGAAGGCAAGAAGAAACAGACCAACUACUUGCGUACACUAAUAAAUGAAUUGGUGAAAGGUAUCCUGCCUCGUAGCUGGUCUCAUUACACUGUACCUGCUGGCAUGACUGUUAUUCAGUGGAUGUCUGACUUCAGUGAACGCAUUAAACAACUACAGAAUAUUUCCCAGGCAGCUGCUUCUGGUGGAGCAAAAGAACUAAAGAACAUCCAUGUGUGCCUGGGUGGCUUGUUUGUACCCGAGGCUUAUAUUACUGCUAUAAGACAAUAUGUGGCUCAAGCAAACAGCUGGUCCCUGGAAGAACUUUGUCUAGAAGUCAAAGUUACAACUACUCAGAAUGCAGUCCUGGAUGCUUGCAGUUUUGGAGUCACAGGUUUGAAGCUUCAGGGAGCUACAUGCAGUAACAAUAAACUGUCCCUUUCAAAUGCUAUAUCAACAAUAUUGCCCAUAACGCAGCUUCGCUGGAUCAAGCAGACAAAUACAGAUAAAAAGGCUAAUGUGGUUACAUUACCAGUUUAUCUGAACUUCACCCGUGCUGAUCUGAUCUUCACUGUUGACUUUGAAAUAGCCACCAAAGAAGAUCCUUGCAGUUUCUGUGAACGUGGUGUUGCAGUCCUUUGCACAGAGUAA
Molecule: messenger RNA, 2622 nt
Organism: Gopherus flavomarginatus (Mexican gopher tortoise)
Lineage: Eukaryota; Metazoa; Chordata; Testudines; Testudinidae
Product: cytoplasmic dynein 1 heavy chain 1-like
Biological process (GO): microtubule-based movement
Cellular component (GO): dynein complex
Molecular function (GO): dynein light intermediate chain binding; dynein intermediate chain binding; minus-end-directed microtubule motor activity
Source: RefSeq, a predicted model, not a curated record